AUGGAGGAAGAGGAGGAGGAGGCAGGCCGUGUGCCGGUGCCCUGCUGGCUGGCAGCGCUGCGCCUGGGGCAGUACUCGGAGAGCUUCCAGCGGCAGGGCCUGGGGCGGCUGGGGGACUGCCGGGGGCUGAGCGAGGCGGCCCUGUGCCGCCUGGGGGUGGCGCUGCCCGGCCACCGCCGCCGCAUCCUGCUGGCUCUGCACAAGGCCUUCCCCCGGCCCCCGCUGCCCGACCAGGUGCCCGCGGAGGUGCCCGCCGUGGAGCCCGCCGUGGAGCCCGCCGUGGAGCCCGCCGUGCCCGCCUCCAGCUGGCACGGCAGGGCCAACCGGGACAACAGGGUCACCCGGGCCAACCAGGUCAACAGAGUCAACUGGGCCAACCAGGCCAACUGGGACUGCAGAGUCAACCAGGCCAACAGAGUCACCUGGGCCACCCAGGCCAACUGGGACAGCAGUGUCAACCAGGCCAACAGAGUCACCUGGGCCAACCAGGCCAACUGUGGCAGCAGAGUCAACCAGGCCAACAGCGUCACCUGGGCCAACCAGGCCAACAGGGUCACCUGGGCCAACCAGGCCAACAGAGUCAACUGGGCCAACCAGGCCAACAGGGACUGCAGAGUCAACCAGGCCAACAGGGUCACCUGGGCCAACCAGGCCAACAGAGUCAACUGGGCCAACCAGGUCAACUGGGGCAGCAGAGUCAACCAGGCCAACAGAGUCACCUGGGCCAACCAGGUCAACUGCGCCAACUGGGCCAGCCAGGCCAACAGAGUCACCUGGGCCAACCAGGUCAGCUGGGGCAGCAGAGUCAACCAGGUCAGCUGGGGCAGCAGAAUCAACCAGGUCAACAGAGUCACCUGGGCCAACCAGGUCAACUGGGCCAACUGGGCCAGCCGGGCCAACAGAGUCAACAGGGCCAGCUGGGACAACAAAGUCACCUGGGUCAACAGAAUCAACUGGGCCAACCAGGUCAACUGGGCCAGCAGAGUCAACUGGGUCAACAGAGUCAGCUGGGCCAACUGGACCAACUGGGUCAACAGAGUCAGCUGGGCCAACCAGGUCUGCUGGACCAACCGGGUCAACUGGGCCAACAGGACCAACAGGACCAACGGGGUCUUAUGGACCAACAGGGUCAACUGGGCCAACUGGAGCACCUUCAUCAACAGGCUCAUCAGGAUCUUCUGGGCCAGCUGGAGCAACUGGACCUACUGGGCCAAUUGGACCAACAGUGCCAAUGGGGCCAACAAGGCCAACUGGACCAACCAGGUCAACAGGGCCAAGAGGACCAACUGGGCCAACAGGGCCAAGUGGAGCCCCCCAGCCCCACCCUGCCCACUGCCCUCCCAGCCCUUCCUGCCCGAGUUUGAUGACUCUGACUACGAGGACUCAGCCUUGGUGGAGGACAUAGGAGGCUCCCCAGAGGAGAUGGGUGACAAGCCUCGGUGCCAGGCUGGCAGCAGCCUCUGCAGCGAGGAUGAGCUCAGCGAGGACCCCCCCGAGACCCCCCCUGGCAGAUCCUGCCCUCCAGCUGCUCCCUUUUGGUCCUGUGCCAGGUCCUACAUCUACCAGAGGCGCUGGGUGGAGCUGGACCAUGACCACCUGAGAUACUUCCACAGUGACAAGGAUGCCUACUCCAAGAGGCUGAUCCCUGUGCCCUCCAUCUGCCGCGUGGCCUCUGCUGGGGAGCAGAAGUUUGAGGUGGUCACCACCAGGCGCAGCUUCGUCUUCAGGGCAGACAGCGAUGCCGAGCGCAAGGAGUGGGUCAGGGCCCUGCAGCAGGCGGUGGAGGAGAGGAGAAGCAAAGCCCUGGAGAGGGCAUCCCCCAGCUGGGGGGAUGCCAGGCAGCUGGUUGGCAAGAGUGGGCUCCUGGAGCUGAGGGGCUUCAAGCACAAGCUCUUCGUGGUGGUGGCAGGGGACAGAGUCUUCCUCUACAAGAACGCAGAGGACCAGCGGCUGGGCAUCGGCAUCACCUACAUCCAGAUGAACGUCGGCAACGUCAGGGAGGUGGAGCGCCAGGGCUUCGACCUCACCACCCCCUACCGCACCUUCAGCUUCGUGGCGGACUCGGAGGCGGAGCGUGCGGAGUGGGUGGGAGCCCUGCAGCAGUCCAUCGCCGAAGCUCUCUGCAGCUGUGAGGUGGCUCAGAGGGUCUGGGAGCUGGAGGCCAACCGCAGCUGCGCCGACUGCGGCUCCCCCUGGCCCGAGUGGGCCUCCAUCAACCUCUGCGUCGUCAUCUGCAGCAGAUGUGCAGGGGAGCACCGGGGGCUGGGCCCUGGCAUCACCAAGGUGCGGAGCCUGAAGCUGGACAGGAAGGUGUGGACGGAGGAGCUGCUGCAGCUCUUCCACCAGCUUGGCAACGCUGUGGCCAACCAGUUCUGGGCUGCCAACGUCCCUCCCAGUGAAGCCAUCAGCCCCAGCAGCAGCAGCCAGGAGCGGAGACGUUUCCUCAGCGCCAAGUACCGGCAGGGCAAAUACCGGCGGUACCAUCCCCUCUUUGGCAACCAGGAGGAGCUCAACAGGGCUCUGUGCGUGGCUGUCACCACCAGCGACCUGGCCGAGACCCAGGCUCUGCUCUUCUGUGGGGCAGCUGCCAGCUGUGCCAGUGGCGACCCCGAGUGCCCCACGCCCCUGGCCCUGGCCGAGCGGAGCGGGCAGAGGCUGCAGAUGGAGUUCCUGCUCCACAACAAGACCUCAGAGGCUCCACGCCUGGAGGUGGGCAGCACCGAGGAGAAGCCCUACCUGGUGCCCCUGCCCUCCGUCACCCACAACGGCUUCCUCUACAAGACUCCCUCCAUGGCCAAGCCCAUUGGCGAGAGGAAGGGCGCAGAAGAGUUCAGCCGGCGCUGGUGCACGCUGCAGGAGGGGCUGCUCAGCUACUACGAGAGCGAGCGCAGCCCCCUGCCCAACGGCGAGCUCAGGCUGCAGGACGUCGUCUGCCUGGUCAGCAACCCCCCCCACACCCACGGGCUGGAGAGCACCUUUGAGCUCUACACCGAGUCGGAGAGGCUCUACCUCUUCGGGCUGGAGAGCCCCGAGGCCGCCCGCGAGUGGCUGCACUCCAUAGCCAAGGGCUUCCUGCCGCCCGGCGCGGAGGAGCUGCUGGCUGUGGACUUCCAGCGCCUGGGCCGCCUGCGCUACAAGGGAGGCCUGGACCUGGAGCAGGCCAGGGAGGGCUGGUUCGCCCUGGCGGGCUCCCAGCUCCACCUCUGCCCCCGGGACCGCGAGAGGCAGGAACCGCUGCAGCUGCGCAAGCUGCAGGAGCUCUCCAUCCAAGGAGACAACGAGGUGCUGGUGCUGGUGGAGAGGAGAAGGACUUUGUACAUCCAGGGGGAGAGGAAGUUGGACUUCCUGGGCUGGGUGCAGGCCAUCCAGAAGGCUGCAGGGGGCUCUGGGGACUCCUUGGCGGAGCAGCAGCUGACCGAGGCCAACGUGCCCUUGCUGGUGGAUCGCUGCAUCGACUACAUCACCCAGUGUGGGCUGACCUCUGAGGGCAUCUACCGCAAGAGCGGGCAGAACUCCAAGACCACCAGCCUGCUGCAGCUGCUGCGCAGGGACGCCCGCGGGCUGCGGCUGCGCGAGGGCGAGCAGCAGCUCGACGACGUCGCCAGCACCCUCAAGAGGUUCUUCAGGGACCUGCCCCAGGGCCUCUUCACCUCCCACUGGGGCCAGCACUGGCUGAGGACGAGCACACUGGAGGAUGAGGAGGAGAAGAUCAGGGAGUACCGGCGGCUCCUGGACGCCCUCCCCACGGUCAACAGGGCCACGCUGAAGGCUCUCAUCAACCACCUCUUCAGGGUCCAGCUCUUCUCUGGGGAGAACCAGAUGACCACACACAACCUGGCCAUAGUGUUUGGGCCCACGCUCUUCCAGACCGACGGGAAGGACUACAAGGCAGGCCGGGUGGUGGAGGACCUCAUCAGCCACUACGUGAACAUCUUCAACGUCAACGAGCAAGAGAUGAAGAAGCAGCAGGAUGAGAUCAUGGCCAUCAUGAAGCUGCGGGAGGCAGCCUCCAGCGGGACGCAGCAAGCAGGGGACUUCAUCUGCACUGUCUACCUGGAGGAGAAGAAGACCGAGGCGGAGCAGCACAUCAAGAUCCCGGCCACGAUGACAGCCGAGGAGCUGACCCUGGAGAUCCUGGACAGGAGGAAAGUGGUGGUGAAGGAGAAGGACUACUGGAGCUGCUUUGAGGUCAACGAGAGGGAGGAGGCAGAGCGCCCCCUGCACUACUCAGAGAAGGUUCUGCCCAUCCUGCACUGCCUGGGCACCGACAGCUACCUGGUGGUGAAGAAGCAGGCGGCCAUGGAGGGCAUGCUGCUGUACCUCGGUGAGCAGGGCAGGCACAGCAUGGGGUGCCCUGGGGUGGGAUGGGCCAGAUUGGGUGGGGUGGAGUGGGUGGGAUAG
Dryobates pubescens (Downy woodpecker) is the source of this 4401-nucleotide messenger RNA. RefSeq names its product ArfGAP with RhoGAP domain, ankyrin repeat and PH domain 1 (gene ARAP1). Gene Ontology annotation, biological process: positive regulation of GTPase activity; signal transduction. Gene Ontology annotation, molecular function: phosphatidylinositol-3,4,5-trisphosphate binding; protein binding; GTPase activator activity. The record is from RefSeq and is a predicted model, not a curated record. Lineage: Eukaryota; Metazoa; Chordata; Aves; Piciformes; Picidae.